AUGGGAGGUGGGUUUAGAGUGCUUCAUCUUGUCCGGCCCUUUCUUUCGUUCCUGCCCGAGGUUCAGAGUGCGGACAGGAAAGUUCCUUUCAGAGAGAAGGUCAUAUACACUGUGAUAUCACUCUUCAUUUUCCUUGUCUGUAGUCAGUUGCCUUUGUAUGGCAUACACUCCACGACCGGUGCAGAUCCAUUCUACUGGAUGCGUGUUAUUCUGGCCUCGAACAGGGGGACCGUGAUGGAGCUCGGGAUCACCCCAAUCGUUACAUCUGGAUUGGUUAUGCAACUCUUGGCUGGUUCAAAGAUCAUUGAGGUUGAUAACAAUGUGCGAGAGGAUCGUGCACUCCUGAAUGGUGCACAGAAGUUGUUGGGUAUCUUGAUUGCAGUUGGUGAGGCUGUUGCAUAUGUUCUUUCAGGGAUGUAUGGGAGUGUCGGCCAACUUGGUGUUGGAAAUGCAAUCCUUAUCAUCCUGCAGCUUUGCUUUGCUGGCAUUAUCGUGAUUUGCCUCGAUGAGCUUCUCCAGAAGGGAUACGGUCUUGGCUCUGGUAUUUCACUCUUUAUUGCCACCAAUAUUUGUGAAACCAUUAUCUGGAAAGCCUUUAGCCCCACCACCAUAAACAGUGGCCGCGGAGCUGAAUUUGAAGGUGCCGUUAUUGCAUUGUUCCAUUUGUUGAUCACUCGGACUGACAAGGUUCGAGCUUUACGGGAGGCAUUCUAUCGGCAAAAUCUACCGAAUGUUACGAACUUGCUCGCCACAGUUUUGGUCUUCCUCAUCGUCAUUUACUUCCAAGGGUUCCGUGUGGUUCUGCCUGUGAGAUCAAAGAAUGCUAGGGGACAACAAGGCUCUUACCCAAUAAAGCUGUUCUACACUUCCAACAUGCCGAUUAUUUUGCAGUCUGCUCUUGUUUCUAAUCUGUACUUUAUUUCACAGCUGCUUUACAGGAGGUACAGUGGUAAUUUUCUUGUGAAUCUCUUGGGAAAGUGGAAGGAAUCAGAAUACUCUGGCGGAUCAGUCCCUGUCGGGGGUCUUGCUUAUUAUAUAACCGCACCAUCCAGUUUGGCUGAUAUAUUGGCCAACCCUUUCCAUGGACUAUUCUAUAUCGUGUUUAUGCUUUCGGCAUGUGCUCUUUUCUCAAAGACAUGGAUUGAAGUCUCGGGUUCUUCAGCCAAAGAUGUCGCCAAGCAACUUAAGGAACAACAAAUGGUAAUGCCCGGACACCGAGAAUCGAACUUACAGAAGGAGCUCAACCGAUACAUUCCCACGGCAGCUGCUUUUGGCGGCAUGUGCAUUGGCGCACUUACUGUUUUGGCCGAUCUUAUGGGUGCAAUUGGUUCGGGCACAGGUAUUCUUUUGGCUGUGACCAUUAUUUAUCAGUAUUUCGAGACGUUUGAGAAGGAAAAGGCUAGCGAGCUUGGAUUCUUCGGUUUUUAA
Molecule: messenger RNA, 1428 nt
Organism: Striga hermonthica
Lineage: Eukaryota; Viridiplantae; Streptophyta; Magnoliopsida; Lamiales; Orobanchaceae
Source: the annotation of a GenBank genome assembly